This is a messenger RNA of Diaporthe amygdali, 579 nucleotides long. RefSeq lists its product as uncharacterized. The record is from RefSeq and is a predicted model, not a curated record. The transcript is spliced from 2 exons. NCBI's taxonomy places the organism in Eukaryota, Fungi, Ascomycota, Sordariomycetes, Diaporthales, Diaporthaceae. Bases 1 to 579 code for a protein of 192 amino acids.
AUGGUGUGCCAGAAAUGUGGCCUGCUCAACUGGCCACUCGAAGACAUCCUCUGCUACGAAUGUGGCAUGCAGCUAAACGUCAGACAGACAGCUAAGAAGAAGAUCAAACAGGGCAUCAAGCCCAAGAAACCUGAUUCCAAUCAGGCAGAAAACGAAAAAUCGUUUGAACAAACGUCACACUCGCACAAGACGCUCUCUCGAGGGUCGCAGCCGACACAAUAUGAAUGCAAGGAGAUCGCCGCGGCAUAUGCUCUGCCUGGCCACUAUGAUCUAAGCCGAGCUCCUACGGAGACGUUUUUCUCGUCCUCUGCCUGCAAGAACUUUCUCUCCGACAAUAGGAACUUCGGGCCUGCUGCUGCGCAGAGAACAGAUGCCACUACUCACGCCCGAGGAGAUUCAUCAGCAUAUACCGGUCUUUCAGCACUCUUUUCCAGCUCGACAUUCACAGAUGGAAACGUGUUGGACUGCGGCAGGCAGAUACAGACUGCGAACCGUCUCUCGCAAAACGAGCAAGUCUCACAGAACCAGGGACAGCCAUCUUCGCCUGUCAUUCCUCAACAAGUUUCCAGGGAUAGUUGA